AUGGCAGAACAAUUUUCAUCAGAGAUGAACACACUCUCCCUCUCAGAGACAAUGGCAGAACAACAAGUUUCAUCAGAGAUGAACACACUAUCCCUCUCCGAAACAAUGAUCUCACUCAUAACCUCUGACAACGUCGUUUUCAAAGUCAAACCCUCAAUUGCAAAGGAGAUGGGAACGGUUCAAACCUUCGUCGACGAAAGUGAUGGAAAAAUCACAACCGUUCCUCUCCACAAUGUUUCAAGCUCUGAACUUCCCUUGAUCAUCAAGUAUUGUGAAAAGAAUGUCGCUGGAGAGAUCAACAAGGCCUUCGAAGCUGAGUUCGUGAAGAAUCUCGACAAUGAAGAGGUGAAGGAUCUUUUUCUUGCUGCUAAUUACUUGGAUACGAAGAAGCUUCUUGAUUUUACGAGCCAGGUUAUUGCUGAUCGAAUUGAGAACAAGAGUGUGGAGUAUGUGAGGAAGUAUUUUGGCAUUGAGGAUACUGAGUUUUUGCCGGGAGAAGAGGAAAAGCUUCGUGAAGAACUUGCUUGGAGUUUUACAGGAGUUGACAAAGAUGAAGAUGAAGACGAAGAUGCCGAUGGAAAAAUUGAUGGAGAUAAAGUUGAGGAUAAAAUUGAAUAG
Messenger RNA from Medicago truncatula (barrel medic), 618 nucleotides. Its product is annotated as SKP1-like protein 14. The record is from RefSeq and is a predicted model, not a curated record. The coding region runs from base 1 to 618 and encodes 205 amino acids. Gene Ontology annotation, biological process: ubiquitin-dependent protein catabolic process. The transcript has a single exon. NCBI's taxonomy places the organism in Eukaryota, Viridiplantae, Streptophyta, Magnoliopsida, Fabales, Fabaceae.